CUGCUGUGACCGGGUCGGUUGGGUCUGGAUCUGCAGAGGCUGUCAGUGGCUGCGGAGGGCGGCGGCGUUUCCGUUGCGCGUGCUGUUUUCUCUACUCACUCUUGUAGGAAGAAAAGUGGUGUCUUGGGCGGAUAAGAAGCCUUACCAUAAAAUCUGUUAACUUUAUUCGCAGGGCCUGUGCGAAGAUGGGAGAGAAUGGAAGUAUAGUGCUUAGUUAGUUUUUCCAAGGGUCUACUGAAUGUAGGAUGUGGCCACAAAACCUACCUCCUGUAUUUCUCUCUUUUCCUCAUGAGUUGCAUGAUUGCAGAUGUGAACAUGAUGUCUGCAGACUACGUUGAAAAACUCUGAAGAACCGAAUUAACACAGGAUGACCCGGCAGUGAUUUGAAGUCUAUAACAAGAUCUUGUUCAGUGGUGGAUUUGCUGGUCUUGGCUCUGAAUGCUGCAGAUAAUAGCAGCAAGCCAGCUGUCUCCUUUGUUUCUGGAGAAUCUCUUGACUUUCCAUCAAGACUGCUUUUUCUGAUCUGCUUUGGGAGAUAUUAAUGGAACAUAGUCAUGUCCACUCAAGACGAGAGGCAGAUCAAUACUGAAUAUGCUGUGUCCCUGUUGGAACAGUUGAAACUGUUUUAUGAACAGCAGUUGUUUACUGACAUAGUAUUAAUUGUUGAGGGUACUGAAUUUCCUUCUCAUAAGAUGGUUCUUGCAACAUGUAGCUCUUAUUUCAGGGCCAUGUUCAUGAGUGGACUAAGCGAGAGCAAGCAGACACACGUGCACCUGAGGAGCGUGGAUGCCGCCACCUUGCAGACAAUAAUCACAUAUGCGUACACGGGGAACUUGGCAGUGAGCGACAGCACCGUGGAGCAGCUGUACGAAACAGCUUGCUUCCUGCAGGUAGAAGAUGUGUUACAACGUUGUCGAGAAUAUUUGAUUAAAAAAAUAAAUGCAGAAAAUUGUGUGCGACUGUUGAGUUUUGCUGAUCUCUUCAGUUGUGAAGAAUUAAAACAAAGUGCUAAAAGAAUGGUGGAGCACAAGUUCACUGCUGUCUAUCGCCAGGAAGCGUUCAUGCAAUUGUCACAUGACCUACUGGUAGACAUUCUCAGUAGUGACAAUUUAAAUGUAGAAAAGGAAGAAACAGUUCGAGAAGCUGCUAUGCUGUGGCUGGAGUACAACACAGAAUCACGCUCUCAGUAUUUGUCUUCAGUUCUUAGCCAAAUCCGAAUUGAUGCACUUUCAGAAGUAACACAGAGGGCUUGGUUUCAAGGUCUGCCGCCCAAUGAUAAGUCUGUGGUAGUUCAAGGUCUUUAUAAGUCCAUGCCCAAGUUUUUCAAGCCAAGACUUGGAAUGACUAAAGAGGAGAUGAUGAUUUUCAUUGAAGCAUCUUCAGAAAACCCUUGUAGUCUCUACUCGUCUGUCUGUUACAGUCCCCAAGCAGAAAAAGUUUACAAGCUUUGCAGCCCACCGGCUGAUCUGCAUAAGGUUGGAACAGUUGUAACCCCUGACAAUGACAUCUACAUAGCAGGGGGCCAGGUUCCUCUGAAAAACACAAAAACAAACCACAGCAAAACAAGUAAACUUCAGACUGCCUUCAGAACUGUGAAUUGCUUUUACUGGUUUGAUGCACAGCAGAAUACCUGGUUUCCAAAGACGCCAAUGCUUUUCGUCCGCGUAAAGCCAUCUCUGGUUUGCUGUGAAGGCUAUAUCUAUGCGAUUGGAGGGGACAGUGUAGGCGGGGAACUUAAUCGGAGGACUGUGGAGAGGUACGACACUGAGAAGGAUGAGUGGACCAUGGUCAGCCCUUUGCCUUGUGCUUGGCAGUGGAGUGCAGCAGUUGUGGUCCACGACUGUAUCUACGUGAUGACACUGAACCUCAUGUACUGUUACUUUCCGAGGUCUGACUCCUGGGUGGAAAUGGCCAUGAGGCAGACUAGCAGAUCCUUUGCUUCAGCUGCAGCUUUUGGUGAUAAGAUUUUUUACAUUGGAGGGCUACAUAUUGCUGCCAGUUCUGGCAUAAGACUGCCCUCUGGCACUGUAGAUGGGUCCUCGGUAACUGUGGAAAUUUAUGAUGUGAAUAAAAACGAGUGGAAAGUGGCAGCCAGCAUCCCUGCUAAGAGGUACUCUGACCCUUGUGUUAGAGCUGUUGUGAUCUCCAAUUCUCUUUGUGUAUUUAUGCGAGAAACCCACUUAAAUGAGCGAGCUAAGUAUGUCACCUACCAGUAUGAUCUGGAACUUGACCGGUGGUCUCUGUGGCAGCACAUAUCUGAACGCGUUCUGUGGGACUUAGGGAGAGAGUUUCGAUGCACUGUGGGGAAGCUCUAUCCAUCCUGCCUUGAAGAAUCUCCGUGGAAACCACCAACUUACCUGUUUUCACCAGAUGGGACAGAGGAAUUUGAACUGGACGGAGAAAUGGUUGCCCUCCCACCUUUAUAGUUGGGAGUUCAGGGAGCUCACGCCUGAUGUAUGUGCUUUGUCAUUUCCUUUGCUAAACAAGAGGGUAUGAAAGGACUUAAUAUGAGUACAUAAAAUUCUAUCUUUGAUAAAUUUUAUUUUUAUGCCCUACUUAAUAUUUGUAUCAGUAUAAUAUAUAUCAUUGAGUCUUACAGGAAGAUAUGCUUCCAUAAUAUGAAAUAGGUUAUUUAGUAAUUGAGACACUUCUAUGUGUGUCAUGAGAACAUGAGAGUCUGGAUUAUCUAACAUUGCUAGCCCUGUGUAUGUACAGUUCAAAAAGUUCACUUAGAAAAGUAGUGUCCUGUUCCUAGUGUGGUACAUCCCAAAUCGUGCUGAGGUUAUUUUAGUGUAUGUAUUUCACUCCUGUGCUUCUGUUCUGAAGUUCUGGAAUAUAGUUGUUCCAGUGUAAUUAAUUCAGCUGCACUUAACACUAAUGUCCAUGUUGGUGUAGAAGAGUCCAGAUCCUAUGUUACAAUUGAGGAAGAUCUUCCAUAAUUUUAUGGUACCACACAGGGAAAGCUACGACUGCGGGAUCAGUCUAACUCUACUAUUAGGUACGUGUAUUCUCCACUUGAUCUUGGCCAAAAGGCCGAGAAGCGAUUGGUACGUGUAUUCUCUUUCCACUAACUUAUACUUGUCUUUCUAGAAUACAGGUUGUCCAGCCAACUGGUCAUUUACCAGGGGUGGACCUCGUGGUGCGGGUCCGUGGAGCUUUCAUCAGUAUGUCUCCACUUCUGUGUUACGUUAGCGUGGGCUCACGCAUAUACCUGCCUGCUGCUGAUGUAGUUCUCCAUCUUAGAGACGUAGAGUGGGUUAACCAGGUCAUCAUCUAAUUUAAUAACAAGCAUUACUGUAGAGUGAUUGUGUACAGGUAUCCGUUAGCUGUCAGAGUGUGUUUUUUUAACCUGAUGUGUGUGUGUUGCGGGGUAGGAUUAGGAAGAUGAACAGUUCAGGAAUUCCCUGCACUAGGUGUGCAGAAGAGCAGAUAAUAGCGCUGCUCUGGCAUUAAUCCCAGGAACCACUAGCAGUAGUGGGGCGUCGCCAGUCUAACAUGAGCACAGGUGCUUCAUGACAAACAUUACUAGCAUGUUCAACUCCAUAAUGUUCUGGUACUGUAUUUUGAUGACAUUAAUUUAUUAAAUAAAUUGUAUAUAUUCAGUACUUGUUUUUCUUCUGUUAUGGGAAUGGCAUAUCUGCUUUUAGUUUGGAUUUUACUGUAUCGGUGUUGCGGUUAUAGGUGGUUUCUUAAAAA
This is a messenger RNA of Fukomys damarensis (Damara mole-rat), 3696 nucleotides long. RefSeq names its product kelch repeat and BTB domain containing 2 (gene Kbtbd2). The transcript has 4 exons. Gene Ontology annotation, molecular function: protein binding. Bases 555 to 2426 code for a protein of 623 amino acids. The record is from RefSeq and is a predicted model, not a curated record. Lineage: Eukaryota; Metazoa; Chordata; Mammalia; Rodentia; Bathyergidae.